AUGUCAGCGAUACAGUCAAGCUUAGUCUCCCUGGCCCGACGCAACGCGGGCAGCUCUUUCCGCGCCUCCGCCCGCUUCAGCUUCAUCCCAUCCCGGUCAAGGACCUGCACGGCAUUGACUCGCCAUACGCCUCUAAGAACUUCACAACACCCUCGCUCGCCAACCCUCGCCCAUCAGUCCUGGCGCUCCUUACAAUAUCGAACCUACAGCUCUCAAGACAACGGCCUGAAACAAAUCGGCUUCGACGACAUAAACACCUCCCUCUCCGCCUCCUCUUCCUCCACACCCUCCAAAUUGAUCCUCAUCGACGUCCGCGAACCCGCCGAACUCAUCGAAACGGGCAUCAUCCCCGGCGCCGUGUCGGUCCCAUUAGCCUCGCAGCCAGACGCUUACUUCCUCUCGCCGGAGGAAUUCGAGACGAGGUUUGGGUAUCCGAAACCCGGGGCAGGAGGCGGGGAGAUUGUGUUUUAUUGCAAGGCUGGUGUGAGGGCCAGGGCGGCCGCGCAGUUAGCUGCGCAGGCGGGCUAUGAUGCGCAGGCGUUAAAGGUUUAUGAUGGGAGUUGGUUGGAUUGGAUGAGUAGAGGGGGGAAGGUGGAGAGGUGGGAGGGGGGUGAAUGA
Talaromyces proteolyticus is the source of this 618-nucleotide messenger RNA. Its product is annotated as Rhodanese-like domain-containing protein. NCBI's taxonomy places the organism in Eukaryota, Fungi, Ascomycota, Eurotiomycetes, Eurotiales, Trichocomaceae. Bases 1 to 618 code for a protein of 205 amino acids. Gene Ontology annotation, molecular function: thiosulfate-cyanide sulfurtransferase activity. Gene Ontology annotation, cellular component: mitochondrion. The transcript is spliced from 2 exons. The record is from RefSeq and is a predicted model, not a curated record.